AUGUUGCCGCCCUCCUUACGGCGGAUCCAACGCCUGGCACGGCUGCCCAUCCAACGUGUGGCCAUCCGUCAACUCUUGGAAAGAUCAGCCUCGGUGUCAGAAGAACACCAUGUCCAACAUGCUCGAUGGAUCCAAGAGGAGAUGCCUGUGCGACUGGCACAUCGGCUUUCGGAUUUCCUGCAGCUGCCCUUCGUCAUCGUGUGCAACGCUCGCUUCCACGAGGUCUUCCGUUUGUUUCUCCAUGCCUUCGAGACGUUGGUGGAGUCUCCUCCAGUGAAGGAUGCCAAAGAUGUGGAGGAGUUUGCCAAGAUGCUCCGCAGCCUUGUGCGAGGGCAUGACAACACAAUCCACAUGUUGCAGGAAGGCUAUGCCGAGCUUCACGCACUCCUGGAGGAUUUGGUGGAGCUGGAAGAGUUUCUGAAUCAAACCUGCUUCACACGCAUUGGCAACCGUGUUCUUGCAGAACACUUCCUGGCUGUACAUGAAGCACGGAGCUCAGGAGCCACUCAUGACUUUGUGGGGGUCGUUGAUCCGAAGUGCUGCCCCAGCGAGUUGGUGUCCGAGCUCUCAGAGAGUCUGGGUGAUUUGUGCGAUGAGCUCUUUGGACGAAGGCCCAAGGUGAAUCUCGAAGGAGAACUGGACACGCAGCUCUCCUUUGUCCCUGAACACUUGCGCUUCAUGCUUCAAGAGAUUCUGAAGAACAGCUUCCGCGCCACUCUGGAGGCCCACCGGGCUGAGACCCCACCUGUGACCGUGGAGGUGCUCAAAGGCAUCUUUGAUGUCACCAUAAAAGUCUCUGAUCGAGGCGGCGGCAUGCGGCCAGAGGAACUACGACAAGCUUGGCGUUACGGCCAUUCCUGUGCCACCAAGCCAUCUGUGGACGUCCAGCCAAAGGACGAUUUCCAGCUGCUCUGCGGGCGCGACGCGGCAUCCAUGCGGCAGCUCGCUGGCUACGGCUUCGGCCUGCCGCUGAGCCGCGUCUACGCCCAGUACUUUGGCGGGGACAUCCAUGUGCAGAGCAUGCAUGGCUUCGGCACGGAUGUCUACCUGAAUGUGAAUCAUUUGGGGGAUGUCCUUGAAAGUGAUGGAUCAGAGAGACAUGUGCAGCUUGUCGCCAGUUAG
Molecule: messenger RNA, 1122 nt
Organism: Durusdinium trenchii
Lineage: Eukaryota; Dinophyceae; Suessiales; Symbiodiniaceae
Source: the annotation of a GenBank genome assembly